Nymphaea colorata (pocket water lily) is the source of this 830-nucleotide messenger RNA. RefSeq names its product dirigent protein 22-like. NCBI's taxonomy places the organism in Eukaryota, Viridiplantae, Streptophyta, Magnoliopsida, Nymphaeales, Nymphaeaceae. Bases 66 to 635 code for a protein of 189 amino acids. The transcript has a single exon. The record is from RefSeq and is a predicted model, not a curated record.
AUUCUCUCUCAAGGCAGCUACAAUUCCUCACCUCUCCUCUCCUCGCCCCCCUCGAGCAUCACACCAUGGACAGCGGUCUUCUUCCUAAAUCCCUAGUCUUCUUCACGCUCUUCCUCUUCAUCACCACCACCAUUAAUGCCGCCAGUGCCAACGAUCCCAGCCAACCAAUACUAAGGCCGCUGGGCAAGGAGAAGGUAACCCGCCUCCGCUUCUACUGGCACGACGUUGUGAGCGGCAAGAACCCCACCAGCAUCACCAUCGUGCCGGGCCCCUCCGUCAAUUCCACCACCGGAUUCGGCUCUGUUCAGAUGAUCGACAACCCGCUGACCGAGGGGCCGGAGCUGACGUCCAAGCAAGUGGGGAGGUGCCAGGGGAUCUACGCGUCGGCGUCGCAGCAGGACCUGGGGCUGCUGAUGAGCAUGAACCUGGUGUUCACGGAGGGGAGGUACAACGGCAGCACCCUCAGCAUCAUUGGCCGGAACUCGGCGCUUCACAAAGUGAGGGAGAUGCCGGUCGUCGGCGGCAGCGGCGACUUCCGGAUGGCCCGGGGCUUUGCCCUGCUCAGGACGCACUGGCUCGACAUGAACACCGGCGAUGCCACCGUGCAGUACGAUGUGGUUGUCGUGCACCAGUGAGUCAGAGUCGGCCGGCCGCCUGCCGGACAGUCGCCGUUGAUACCAAAAUGCUUUGCUUUUAUGGGGAGCAUUUUUUUUAGGGAGACUCUACUUAUGUAAUUGGUUAUCCGUUGUAUUUUAGGUUGUUGAUCGGAGGAGACAGCAGAAGUGAUUUAAUGUCAUAUUAAUUACCCUCUCUCUCUCUCUCUCUCUCUC